AACAACACACCAAUAAUAGCGGACAACUUCCGGUUUGUCGACGAGAGAGGGAAGUUCAGAAAGACGUUUUUGUCGUCUCUCCGUUUCUCAGAUUUACAGGAAUGGCUGCACUUUCUGAGAUCCAGAUGAGGUUCUGGAUGGAUAAAGCGGUGCAGUGGGGCCUGGCUACAUCUCCCGCUGCACAGCAGGAUAUAAGCAAACACAUGCGGUCUUUAGUGACCUUCCUCCAGCAGCUUGUACACACACUUCAGACAACGAACUGUACCACUGAGGCCAUGAAGAACUUUCCUUUUGUGGGCCAGUUCCUGGGAAGACUUUGUUGGAACCCAUAUGUUACUGCGGAUGGAGCAGGCAGGAGGCUCCUGCUUCAGUGCAUGUGGCUUCUAUAUAGUGCAGAGCCUCAGAAUUUAGUGGAGCAGCGGGCCAACGAGUGGAUACGGAAUUUGCUGUGCCAUCUAACUUCAGAAGAUGAGUGCAGUAUGGUGCAUGCUCUGGAGAAACAUACUGGCUUCCCACCUCAGCAGUAUUAUUCAGGGAGUCUUAAAAAGAUGGUGGCAUUACUGACCGAGGAGGUCAAUAUUAGUCAUAUCACUUCAGCAGCCUCUUUAGAAAGGUGCAGAUUUGACAGCAUCCAUUCUUUAUCAGUAGCUUGUGUCCCCCUGGUCACAUGUCCUGAGGUAGGACCUCUUAUUGGUGCACUGCUAAAACAUUGUAAUUUGUGUCGCUGUUCUCAUCUCAGUGAAGAGUUCAUAACAGCAGUUAACACAGCCUUGCUCAGUAAGAAUUUGGUGAUGGAGGAUGUCGCCGUGAUGGCUCUGUGGUGUUACAGCCUGUCCAGCUUGGAGCAGGCAGUUCUGCUCCUGCUUGAGCGUGUUCUUUCUGACCCAAAAGCGAUGCAGAAUCUGGAGACAGUUGUCAAUGACUCUUUACUGCCUAAAGCAUCAGCACUGCACUGCCACAUCUUUCUCAUAGUAAAUGAUGUUUUCAGAAAUGCUCUAAUAGCAAUGGAAGAAAAUUUCGCAAUGAGAGGUCUGUUACAAGUUUUCACUCGAUGUUUUCUUCAGACUCAUGCUGCCCAGAGGCCACAGGAAAGACUACCACUAAGAUCAUUUUUUCCUCAUGUACCUCACAACCUGCUCACACCAUUAUUGACGGCACCAUCAGAUGUGCCAAAGCAUGCGUGGUUAGAGCACCUGAGCUGGAUUGGGAAGUUACUAGAGAAAUUCCUUCAAGAGAGAAUCCAGGAGGAGGACAGCGGAAGGGGGCACAGGGCUGUGUUUGAGGUCUGGUUCUUGCUUGUCCAGUGUGGUCAUUGGAUAGAUGUAGCUGCUAAGCUGCUGGUCUCAGUAGGAGUUGAGCAAUCAGAGCCACUGCUCUUCCUCUUGACAUUCUACCACCACCCCACCAACAGAGGGCACCAGAGCACUCAGCACAAUAUGGUGGCAAGGCAGGCAUGGAUUGAUUUGAGGAGCCUCUUCCUAGCCCCCACUCUGUCUGCUGUGAACGAACUGCUCUGCACAAUGUCAGCAAACCUUGUUCUCAGUCUUCUGCUUAACUUUGCCAUAUUUUCUCCAGCAUCACCCAGCAGGGUGACAGAUGUUAUAGAGAUGGUGCUGACUGAUGCUGGUGUGAGGCGCAGUGCCAUGUGUAUGCUCUUCUCUAUGCGUCAGAGACUAAAAGGAGAUGGUGCAGUGAAUGCCAGGCUCAGGAUGCUUGAGGACAGACUCCACACAGCAUAGUGCCUCAGGCUGCACAUGAACACAUGGACUUGCCCAAACGCUGGCAUGUGGUAAGCUGUUUAUUAGGACAAGGAUUCCUGGCAUGGUCUGGUUCCACACUGAAAGCCUGGGCUGUUGAAAAUGACAUUUAUACGCUGAGCACAGCUGCUGGCUUUAUUUUGAAAGUCAGGGACAAUAUGUGAUGACGCAUCAGGCCAAUUAAAAGGAACAGAUACACGUAUACAUAAGGAAAUCAUUGUUGUUGUUUUUUGUUUGUUUGGGUUUUUUUUUUAAAAGGCCUCAAUUCAGGGAAAUGUACAAUUUUAAAUAUGCAUUUUUUGUCAGUUAUAUUUGGAAGCCAUGCUUCUGUUGUAUAGCUAAAUGUGCUUUGUUUUUGCUGUUGAAGUCAGGAGACAUUUAGACAAACCUACCAUUUGAGUUUCUCUGCGAUGAGGGAGCUUACAGGAUCUGAAUCACAUCCUUCUCCAUGUCUGUUGCAGGAAAUGUUCUGAUUGAAUUUGUUUUCUAAUCCAAUCAAAUGACGACAUGUAUUAUCUUAUGAACAUAUGUUGACUAACAAUGCUGAUCUUGCACAUGAACUCAGGACACACCUUGUCUUAAAAAAUAUCACUUCGGAUGUUGUUGU
Ictalurus punctatus (channel catfish) is the source of this 2364-nucleotide messenger RNA. RefSeq names its product FA complementation group C (gene fancc). The transcript is spliced from 15 exons. Gene Ontology annotation, biological process: nucleotide-excision repair; cellular response to oxidative stress; interstrand cross-link repair. Bases 102 to 1739 code for a protein of 545 amino acids. The record is from RefSeq and is a predicted model, not a curated record. Gene Ontology annotation, cellular component: Fanconi anaemia nuclear complex. Lineage: Eukaryota; Metazoa; Chordata; Actinopteri; Siluriformes; Ictaluridae.